AUGAACCCGAGUGAGCCGCAAGUUCGAUGCACCGACCAACACGUCUCCUGGGUCAGACACCGGGACAUCCACCUGUUGACAGUCGGCCGGUACACGUAUACCGGCGACCAGCGUUUCCGGUCGAUCAAUCAACCACCUAGCGAAGACUGGACGCUCCAGAUCAAGUAUCCGCAGAUCAGAGACUCGGGUAUCUACGAAUGCCAGAUAUCCACCACGCCGCACAUCAGCCAGUACAUUCAUCUCCAAGUCGUCGAACCUCGUACUGACAUUAUUGGAGGACCGGAAAUAUUCAUUGAUCGAGGAAGUACCAUCAACCUGACAUGUGUUGUACUACAUAGCCCGGAACCGCCGUCUUACAUAUUUUGGAAUCAUAAUAAUGCUAUUAUCAGUUACGAUUCGCCCAGAGGAGGCGUGAACGUAGUCACCGAAAAAGGAACGGUCACCACCAGUCAUCUGCUCAUACAAGAAGCUCGGGUCGAGGACAACGGCCGAUAUCAGUGCAACCCGUCCAACUCACAGCCAAAGUCCAUCAACGUACACGUGUUGAACGGAGAGUACCCGGCGGCGAUGCAACACGGCGGCCAAGCUCACCAGAGGACCACUCACAUGUAUUGUUUGAUAUUUUUCGCUUGCAUGCUGUUGCACGUGUAA
Messenger RNA from Macrosiphum euphorbiae (potato aphid), 651 nucleotides. The record is from the annotation of a GenBank genome assembly. Lineage: Eukaryota; Metazoa; Arthropoda; Insecta; Hemiptera; Aphididae.